Drosophila obscura is the source of this 1022-nucleotide messenger RNA. Its product is annotated as bax inhibitor 1-like. Gene Ontology annotation, biological process: negative regulation of RNA splicing; negative regulation of apoptotic signaling pathway; negative regulation of endoribonuclease activity. Gene Ontology annotation, cellular component: mitochondrial membrane. The record is from RefSeq and is a predicted model, not a curated record. Lineage: Eukaryota; Metazoa; Arthropoda; Insecta; Diptera; Drosophilidae. The transcript has a single exon. Bases 105 to 839 code for a protein of 244 amino acids. Gene Ontology annotation, molecular function: enzyme binding.
AGUUAUAAAGCAGUAUCUCUGUUAACAUUUUACAGUCAGUCAUCAUUUUGAAAUAUGAAUUAGAACUCCAAAUUUCUGUUUUAACUCCCAAAAUUUGACGAAAAAUGUCCGCCGCAGUAGCACAGAAAAUUACCGAUUGCCUACAGACCUGCAUUAAGGGCCUCAACGAUCGCUAUGAGCCACAUGUGCGCACGCACCUGUCCAAGGUGUACAUGAUCAUGGGAAGUGCCAUAGCCGUGACAGCUGGGGGAGCCGUGUUUCAAAUGGAUGACGUUCUGGAUUUCGGUAUGUUGGCUGCUGUGGCAACAUUGCUGUUGGUUGUGGCGCUGCAUUUCUACAAAGAUGACGGCAAGAACUACAAAAUUCGCUUGGCCAUGCUUUAUGCCUUUGGAUUCUUCUCUGGCCAGUCGCUGGGGCCGCUGCUGGGAUAUGUGGGCAGCAUCGAUCCGCCCAUCAUUGUCACGGCCCUACUUGUUACCUCUGUGACCUUUCUGACCCUCUCCCUGACCGCACUGCUGUCCGAGCAAGGCAAGUACCUGUAUAUCGGCGGUACGCUGGUGAGCGUUAUCAACACCAUGGCCGUACUGAGUAUCAUGAAUAUGAUAUUCAAGUCAUAUGUGGUGCAAAUGAUGCAACUCUAUGUGGGCGUUCUCGUUGUGGCCGCUUUCUUGGUCUAUGAUACUCAGGAUAUUGUGGAGAAGUGCCGCAACGGAAACCACGAUGUCGUGCAGCACGCCAUGGAUCUGUUCUUUGACAUAUUGAGCAUGUUCCGUCGUUUGGUGCUCAUCAUGAAGAAAAAGGAGAACGAGGCACUGAACUGUCGCCGCAGGACUCACUGAGUCCGGUAGCAGAAAAAAAACAAAAACAAUCAAUAAAAACAAUAGCUUAAUCAAAAGGAUGUCAACGAUGCAAAACAUAAAACUAAUUAGGUUACAAAAUUUUCAAUUUUACAGAACUUCGAAAUUUCGUCUAUUUUCACUUUAAAAUGACAAUAUCAAAGGUUAUCGCAAUAAAUAAAUUAA